AAGAAAUUGGCCACAAGAGACAAUUUAAAAAGAAAAAGAAAAACAGACAUACAGAUCUCUCCCUCCGUCGUCUUUGACUCUUUUGGUUUCAUUCUACUUGGUCGGAGAAAGAUGUCUCCGAUAGCAGCAAGAGCAAAGCUUCACGUAGCGAUGGUGGUGUUUCAGACGGGAUACGCGGGGAAUCACGUGAUCAUGAGAUUCGCUCUAAACUUGGGAGUAAGCAAACUCGUCUUCCCACUUUACCGGACCAUCAUCGCUCUCUCUGUUCUUGCUCCCUCUGCUUACUUCCUUGAAAAAAAAGAAAGGCCGGCAAUGAACACCAGUUUACUGAUUCAGUUCUUCCUUCUUGGACUUGUCGGCAUAACAUUAAACCAAGGCUUUUACAUAUUUGGAUUGGACAAUACCUCACCAACAUUCGCAUCAGCAACUGAGAAUGCUGUCCCUGCUGUUUCAUUCCUCAUGGCCGCCUUGCUCCGAAUAGAGAAGGUAGAGUUGAAGAGGAGAGAUGGUAUAGCCAAAGUGGUGGGCACAUUUGUAUCGGUGGCAGGCUCUUUGGUCAUAACGCUAUAUAAAGGGCCAACCAUUUACGAACCGAGCUUGCGUAUAAUGGACCAACCCAUAUUAAAUGGUGGAUCAGAAGGAGAGGAAGAAAACAAGAACUGGACGUUGGGAUGUCUGUGCUUGAUGGGUCACUGCUUAUGCUGGUCAAGCUGGAUUGUGUUACAAUCACCAUUGCUUAAGAAGUACCCUGCUCGAUUCUCCUUCAUCUCGUGCUCAUGCUUUUUCGCAGUAAUCCAGUUCUUUGGCAUCUCUGCUUAUUUCGAGCGAGAUGUGGAGAGCUGGAAGAUACUAUCAGGAGGGGAAGUGUACGCGUUGCUAUACACUGGAUUGGUGGGAUCAGCGAUGGUGUUUGCAAUACAAAUAUAUGUGGUGGAGAGAGGGGGACCUUUGUUUGUAUCAGCCUACUUGCCACUACAAACUCUAGUAGCUGCUGUUUUAGCCACCUUUGCUCUUGGUGAACACUUCUACCUCGGAGGAAUGAUUGGGGCAAUACUAAUAAUUAGUGGACUCUACUUGGUUGUGAUGGGAAAGAGUUGGGAGAGUCAAGCUCUAAUUGUUAGCCGCCAACAGCAACAACGCUUUGUUUAUUCAGCAACAGAAGAAGAUGGUGAUGAAGACGAGCAUAACAAAGAAAGGAGAUCUUGUAGCAUCAUUCAACCAUUAAUUACAUCUUAAGCUCUGCUCUCUCUCUUUGAAGGUCCGAAUGGUAACACACGGGACUACUGCGAAACAAUCGCUGUUCUGUUCGGUUCUAAUUGCAACAAAAAUAUAUAGAUACACAAAUACAUAUAAAGAUUUUUAUUACUAUUAGUCGAGCCAUCAUGUGGUUGGUCACCAUUCAGAACUCAAAAUAAUAAAAAUUGCACGAUUACUUCA
Messenger RNA from Brassica napus (rape), 1437 nucleotides. RefSeq names its product WAT1-related protein At3g53210-like. The transcript is spliced from 6 exons. Gene Ontology annotation, molecular function: transmembrane transporter activity. Gene Ontology annotation, cellular component: plasma membrane. NCBI's taxonomy places the organism in Eukaryota, Viridiplantae, Streptophyta, Magnoliopsida, Brassicales, Brassicaceae. The coding region runs from base 112 to 1236 and encodes 374 amino acids. The record is from RefSeq and is a predicted model, not a curated record.